AUGACAGCACUCUCCAGUGCGAUGCUCAUGGACCAAGCGAUGAUUAUGCCUCAAUUUCAGCCAAGCGAGGCCGAAUCCUCCAUUUUAGGGAUUGCUGGGGAGCUAUUGGAUCUACUACUGGCGUUAACCAAGGCAUUGUCCUUGAAAUCGCAGAAUACUAUUUCAUCAUCUGUGCAGCGCGAAAUUACUCCAUCGACAUUGGCGAAACAGGAGAGUAUCUACAGGUUCUGUCGAGGCGCUUCCCUUAGCACCCCUUCGCCAUCCAGGUCGAUGUAA
Messenger RNA from Penicillium lagena, 276 nucleotides. RefSeq lists its product as uncharacterized. The transcript has 2 exons. The coding region runs from base 1 to 276 and encodes 91 amino acids. The record is from RefSeq and is a predicted model, not a curated record. NCBI's taxonomy places the organism in Eukaryota, Fungi, Ascomycota, Eurotiomycetes, Eurotiales, Aspergillaceae.